AUGUCGUCCCUUCUCAACCCGAACCGCAAGCCCCAGUCGGGCGGCGGCCCGAAGCCGCGCUUCGCCAAACCCAACCCCAUCCGCGCCAUGCGUGAGCGUGAAGAGCGCCGUCAAGCCGCCCAGCAGUCUCAGUCAUCGUCGGCAAACAGGAGCGGCUCUGUCGCCGCCCCGGCACGCCAGCAAUGUCCCAACAAGGCCUGCCCGAAGCCCAAUGUCGUCGACGGCACUUGCCAGACUUGCGGUCGUGUCGCUGACGACAGCAACAUCGUGGCCGAGGUCCAGUUCGGCGAGACCUCGUCCGGCGCCGCCAUUGUCCAGGGUUCGUUUGUCGGCGCCGAUCAGGCCGGUGUCCGUAGUAUGGGACCGGCCUUUCGCCGCGUCGGCGGCUCCGAGGACAGGGAGAAGAGCAUCCGCGAGGCCCGCGGCCUCAUGCAGGGUUACGCGCAGCAGCUCAACAUCAGCGAGAGCCUCGUCACCGCCGGGACCCAAGUCUUCAAGCUCGCCUCGGGCGCCAACUUUAUCCAAGGUCGAACACUCGCCAGCGUCGCUGCCGUCUGUCUGUACGCCGCGUGUCGAGCCGAGCCGCCGUGCAAGGUCAUGCUCAUCGACCUCGCCGAUCUGGUCCAGCUCAACGUAUUCAAGCUUGGCCGAAUCUUCAAGAAGCUCAACGAGGUGGUCCCCAUCGGCAACGACGGCCUCAUCCCGGUAUACCCCGAGGAUCUCAUUUGGCGUUUCGCGACAAAGAUGGAGUUUCACCAAGAAACGGCAAAGGUUGCCGAGGACGCGGUGCGGCUCGUCAAGCGCAUGAGCCGGGACUGGAUGGUCAUGGGUCGACGCCCAUCUGGUAUCUGCGGCGCCUGCCUGCUCAUGGCUGCUCGCAUGCACAACUUCCGGCGGACUGUGCGCGAGGUCGUCUACAUCGUCAAAGUCACCAACCACACCAUUCAGAACCGCCUUCAAGAGUUCAACUACACCGAGUCUAGCAAAAUGUCGGUCGAAGACUUUUUGAAGCAAGACUUCCUGGAGAGCUCGCAUGACCCACCCUCGUUCUACCGCAAGUCGGACGAGUUUAGACAGAUCUUGGAAGAGAAGUCUCGGAAACGCAAGCACAGCGUCAAUGACGAGGGCGGCGAAGGGGGCGACCAGGAGCAGUCAGAACGCAAUCACGAGGUUGAAAAGCGACAUCGCCGAAUGACCGACGCUGGCGCCGACCUUUCGCAAGCCCCUGCAAUCAAGUUCCGACGAGACGCGGAUGGCUUCAUCAUCCCUCCGCAUCCCUCACAGAUUCCGCGCGACGACCCGAAUCCCAUCGUUGAAAAGAUGGACGACACCGAUGCGCUCGAGUCUCUGGCCAACGAGUUCGGCGACGCCAUCGACGACGAGCUGGACGAGGGCGACAAUGUCGAUGGGGCCAAGGGCAAGGGCAAGGGAAAGGCCAAGCCGCAGCUACCCAUCAACGACGAAUGGGAACAAGACGAAGAGGAACUCGAGGGUCAAAUCGAGGAGAUUUUCAACGACCCGUUGACAUAUGAGCACGCCCUCGCCUACUCCAAUGCCGAGCAGCGCGCACGCAUCCACUCGAACUGGGCCCUCAAGCAGAAACCACAGAGGGAGGUGUCCAUGGCGGCCGACAUUGGGGAGGAUGAAUUCGCAGACGACCCGGAAGUCGCCAAUUGCCUGCUGUCGCCGGACGAGGCUCGCAUCAAGGAGCUCAUCUGGGUGAACCAGAACAAGGACUGGCUGAGGAAGCACCAAGAAAAGGUGUUCCGGAAGAAGAUUGAGGCAGACCGCCCCAAACAAACGCGGCGACGUCGGAAGCGGGCACGGAUGGGCGAGGGCCAGACCAGCCCGGCCAGCUCGGCAGCGGAGGCGGCCAUCAACGUGGCUAAGGACCGCGCGUGGUCCAAGAGGAUCAACUACGAUGCCAUCCGCAGCAUUUUUGACGUGCCCAAUUCGGGCGGCCUGGGAUCGGCGGCGACAAGCCGGAAGACGAGCUUGGCGGGAAGCACGCUGGGCGCCGAGGACGCAAACGAGGAGCCGGACGAGAGCAUCGCUGGCGACGAUGUGGAGGAGGAGGAGGAGCCGGUGGACUACGAGGAACCUCACGGCGGAGAGGAGUUUGGCGGCGGCGAGUUUGAGGGCGGCUACGACGAUGACGAUCCCAACAUGGACGAGGAGUACGGUCUGGAUGACGAGUAG
Purpureocillium lilacinum is the source of this 2199-nucleotide messenger RNA. Its product is annotated as transcription factor TFIIIB subunit brf1. Gene Ontology annotation, biological process: transcription preinitiation complex assembly; DNA-templated transcription initiation; transcription by RNA polymerase III. Gene Ontology annotation, molecular function: RNA polymerase III general transcription initiation factor activity; TBP-class protein binding; RNA polymerase III type 3 promoter sequence-specific DNA binding. The record is from RefSeq and is a predicted model, not a curated record. Lineage: Eukaryota; Fungi; Ascomycota; Sordariomycetes; Hypocreales; Ophiocordycipitaceae. Gene Ontology annotation, cellular component: transcription factor TFIIIB complex; nucleus; transcription preinitiation complex.